Messenger RNA from Diospyros lotus (date-plum), 986 nucleotides. RefSeq lists its product as uncharacterized. NCBI's taxonomy places the organism in Eukaryota, Viridiplantae, Streptophyta, Magnoliopsida, Ericales, Ebenaceae. The transcript is spliced from 3 exons. Bases 161 to 733 code for a protein of 190 amino acids. The record is from RefSeq and is a predicted model, not a curated record.
UUUCCCUGCUUUUGGUGCUCCGCUCCGCUCCACUCCACUCCACUCCAGUCUAAAAAGACGACCGCAGCAGCAGCAGCAGCAAAAAGCAAACACUCCUUAACUCCACUUAUCACACUGCUUCUGCUGCUGCUCCUCUCUCUCUCUCUGGGUCUCUCCGUAGAUGGAGGAAGGAAGGGGCUCAACCCUGGUUCAUGUGCUGGUCGUGAUCUUAUGCUUAGUUGCCUUCGGUUUCGCCAUUGCUGCUGAGCGCCGUAGAAGCAUUGGAACUUUACACAAAGACGAGGGUUCGAAUGCCACAUACUGUAUCUAUAGCUCUGACGUCGCUACGGGAUAUGGGGUGGGUGCAUUCUUAUUUCUUCUCUCUAGCGAGUCACUGCUUAUGGGUGUGACAAAGUGCAUGUGUUUUGGAAGACCUUUAGUGCCGGGUGGAAAUCGAGCGUGGACUAUUAUUUAUUUUGUGUCAUCAUGGUUGACUUUUCUGGUAGCAGAAACAUGCCUUGUAGCAGGCGCGAAGAGGAAUGCCUAUCACACCAAGUACCGGGAUAUGAUUUACGCACAUGACUUCUCUUGUGAAACGCUUAGGAAAGGUGUUUUCAUCUCAGGCGCUGUGUUUGUGGUUGCAACGAUGAUUCUCAACGUAUACUACUACAUGUACUUCACCAAGGCGACAUCUCAGGCAGCUCGGAAGGCUAAUCGUGCAAGCUCUACUGUUGGAAUGACUGGGUAUGCAUAGACUUCUUGUCAAAUGCAUUAUAUAGGGCUGAUUUUUGCUGCUUUAGGAUGCAUUACCAGGAGGAUAUCUUUAUGAUUGUGCAUUGCAAUGGCAAUUUGAAUGUAUACCAAUGUGAGAAUUACUUAAAUACUGCUGCAAUGGUUGGCUGUUUAUGAAAGGUGAUUUGUAAGUUGCACUAGUAUUUCGAUCAGAAUGAGAAUGUAUUUGAAUGCUCUACAAUAUGAUCUCUCAAGGCUAUAUAUAUCUUUUCCAA